UGGUAUAAAGUUAUUAGUUACUUACUUCAGCCGGUGUAUGAAUGUAUUGUUUGUAGGUAAUUGAAAAUAAUCAAUAACGGUUACGAUGGAUCUUCUUCCGGUACUGUUUGUUGGCCUCCUGGGUGUCGCCGCAUACUUUCACACCACGAACCCUCACAUGGUGCAAUCAGUUCGCCACAUUGCUACAGGCAAACCUGGAUGUCUACCUCUAGAGAGCAUUGGUAAUGUGACCUUCCACUAUUUCGCUGGUCGGGGCCGCGGUGAACACAUUCGCCUGCUCAUGGAGGAUGGUGGAAUCAGUUAUACGGAGACGCAUUACACCCGGGAAACCUGGCCUGCGGCCAAGGAACAAGGCUUGAAGUCUGGGCUUUACACAUUUGGACAAGUGCCCGCUAUUGAAACUACGUCUGGUCUUCGCCUUGCCCAAUCGACUGCCAUUCUGAGGCACCUCAGCCGUGCGUCGGGCUAUGACUGCGACUGCGACGACUACUCCUGGUGCGAUGUGCUGGCGCUUGGUGUUGAGGAUCAGACAACCAAGAUGGGCCGCGUCGUCUGGGCAGCUGACCUGGAUGCAGAGAAGCGCCGUACGUACCUGAAGGAGGCACGCACAUGGAUUGCAUACUACGAGCAACACGCCCCGGCCGGUGAGCCGGCUGCCAACCGUGGCUACUUCACAAGUGGUGGCCGUAUCACUUGGGUGGACUUUGCCAUCUUCAACUUCCUUGAUGCGCACAAGGCAUUCGCAGAGGUCGCCAUGGAAGGUGACAAAUCACCGGCCGACAACUUCAUGGCCGAGUUCCCUCGCCUGAGCGCCUUCUACCAACGCUUCAGUCAGCGUCCACAGGUUGCUGCCUACCUCGCCAGUGAGCGCCGUCACCCCUACUCUCUGCCGAAGAAGAGCUAAAUGCUGAUCGUCAUCAUACAGUACACGUAACCAGCCAGAUCCUUGUUCACGGCACCUCAUAGUGCUUUCGUCUAGGCUGUCUAGGCUAAUGUUGUUCUUGUCAUGUCCCUCCGAGUACAUGUACAACUACUGGUUUAGAUCAUCUCAUCUCCCUCUCUAGCUUAUGCCCUUCUGCGCACUUCGGUGUUGUUAUCUCUAGUUAUAUUGUAGUAAGUUACGCAGUAGCCCAGGUGGUGGCUGGCUGUUCUCCCUUCUUACAAGUACUUCCAUUGUGUUAUCAUCUUAUUUUUUUAAAUAAUAAACACCCAGUUGUGAAGCGGUACUGAUAGCUUAUGCGCCGGCGUUUAGCUCUGAAGCUGCAGUGAACUCUGGGCGUUGGAUUUAUUUGUGUUAAUCAUUUGCCCAAGGCCUCUA
This is a messenger RNA of Sycon ciliatum, 1318 nucleotides long. RefSeq names its product glutathione S-transferase P-like. The coding region runs from base 86 to 904 and encodes 272 amino acids. Lineage: Eukaryota; Metazoa; Porifera; Calcarea; Leucosolenida; Sycettidae. The transcript is spliced from 4 exons. The record is from RefSeq and is a predicted model, not a curated record. Gene Ontology annotation, molecular function: glutathione transferase activity. Gene Ontology annotation, biological process: glutathione metabolic process.